Lagopus muta (rock ptarmigan) is the source of this 8797-nucleotide messenger RNA. RefSeq names its product vasorin (gene VASN). The transcript is spliced from 2 exons. NCBI's taxonomy places the organism in Eukaryota, Metazoa, Chordata, Aves, Galliformes, Phasianidae. The coding region runs from base 92 to 2155 and encodes 687 amino acids. Gene Ontology annotation, molecular function: protein binding. Gene Ontology annotation, cellular component: plasma membrane. The record is from RefSeq and is a predicted model, not a curated record.
CCCGGGCCCGGCGCCGCCAGAGAGGGGAGCGUCCGCCCGCCGCCAUGGAGUGAGUGUCCGGCCCGGCCCCGCCCGGCCCCGAGCUGACACCAUGAACCAGCUGGUCCUUUGCACGCUGCUGCUGCUGCUGCUGUUGCUCCCUGGGCAGCCGGCACGGGCAUGUCCCACAGGCUGCCAGUGCCAGGACCCCACGACCAUCCUGUGUGCGGCCAGGCGGGGCCACACUGUGCCACGAGGGCUGCCCCCCAGCACCCUCUCCCUCUAUGUCUUUGAGAAUGGUAUCACGAUGCUCAGCGAGGACAGCUUUGCAGGGCUGCCUGCCCUGCAGCUCUUGGACCUCUCACAAAACAAGAUCACUAGCAUCCAGAAAAACAUCUUCCAGCCCCUAACAGAGCUCGUCAACUUGGACCUGUCCUCCAACCAGCUGCAGGAGAUCACCAACGAGACCUUCCACGGGCUGCGGCUGCUGGAGCGGCUCUACCUGCAGAAGAACAGGAUCCAGCACAUCCACGCCACCGCGUUUGACACGCUGGAGAAUCUCCUGGAGCUGAAGCUGCAGAACAACCAGCUCCGGGCCGUGCCUCCGCUUGACCUGCCCAACCUCCUCCUGCUGGACAUCAGCUGGAACAAGAUCCCCACCAUCGCGCCUGGCACCCUCCGCGCCAUAAACAUCGAGUCCCUGAAGAUCGCAGGGCUGGGUCUGACGAGCUUGGACGAGGAGCUCUUCCAGCCCCAGAACAACGUGCACGAGCUGGACGUCUCUGACAACCUGCUGGAGCGCGUGCCGGUGGUACUGCGGCGCCUGGGCAGCCUCACCAAGCUCAGCCUGGCCGGCAACGCGCACAUCUCCCAGCUGCCACCUGAGGACUUCCGUGGUCUCCACAACCUGCAGGAGCUGGACAUCAGCAACCUCAACAUCAACACCAUCCCUCGGGACUUCUCCAGGUUCUUCCCGAGGCUCCGUGCCAUGACAGCUUCCGGAAACCCCUUCAACUGCAUCUGCCAGAUGAGCUGGCUCGUGCAGUGGGUGAACGCCAGCGGUGUGCUCCUCCGGCGGCCCGAGGAGACACGCUGCCACUUCCCCCCAAAAAACUCAGGGAAGCUCCUCCACCACCUGCAGUACGCCGACUUUGGCUGCCCCACCACCACCACCACCACUGCUGCCACCACCUCCCCUCCACGCACCACUGCGCCACGACCCCCUGUGCCCAUUCCCACUGGCAGCCGCCCGCCGCCGGAGCCCAGCACCACCACCGCCACCCUGCAGCCCCGCGCCGUCCCCUUCAGCUCCACUCCGGUGCCCUUCAGCCUCACCCCAGCUGCCAGCAGCCCCCUGCCGCAGCUGUGCCCCCCACGCACGUGUUUGAAUGGUGGCACCUGCCAGCUGGGUGCCCACGGUCACCUGUGGUGCCUGUGCCCACCAGGCUUUGCUGGGGCAUUCUGUGAGGAGGAAGAAGAAGAGGAGGAAGAAGAGGAGGCGGCGGCGAGAGGCACAACGCUGUCUCCAGCCACACCAGCAGCACCUCCGAGCCGGAAGAUAAGCAUCACACAGGUGAGCAGCACCUCACUGCGGGUGGACCUGCAGAACUACUUCCAGUCCAGAGCCCAGCUGAAGGGCAUCCGGCUGAGCUACCGCAACCUCUCUGGGCCGGAGAAGCGCCCUGUGAUGCUCCGCUUGCCGGCUUCUCUCUCGGAGUACACAGUGCGGGCACUGAAACCCAACUGCACCUACCGCGUGUGUGUGGGGCCGCUGGGGGAAAAGGGCUCCAGGGAGGAGUUCUGCGUGGAGGCGCACACCUUGCCGGCGAGCCACCAGCAGCACUCACCUGUCACCCAGAGCAAGGACAACAACCUGGCCCUGAUGAUCGUCCCCGCGCUGGCCGCCGUGCUGCUGCUGGUGGUGGUGGUGACCGCAGUCACUUACUAUCGCCGGCACCGCCGGGCCAAGGAGCACGCAGGGGGCGGGGUGGAGGCCGGCCCGCUGGAGCUGGAGGGUGUGAAGGCGUGCCUAGAGAAUGGCGAGAGGGGCGGGCACGGCUGCCGGGGGCCUGAGAAUGCGGUGCUGGCGGGUGGCCCCGAAUGCGAGGUGCCGCUGAUGCAGGCGCACUACCCCAGCAACAACAAUGGUGCGGCGCUGAAGCCCUCCUACUUCUGAGCCGGGAGCGCGGCGUGGCACCUCCAGGCCGAGGAACGGCGGGGAGUUAAAUGAGCCGAGGCAGAGCCCAAACCCAUAACGUGCAAUUCUGAGGGGCUUACACACGUGGGGAGCAGUCACCGAUUGCACCGCUCGGCCUAAGCGCCUUGAUUCCCGUGACCCGACGCAGAACGCAGGCAGCGAAGGUUUUGGUUUUUAACUCGGGUUUGGGUCGGCCUUCUUGUUUUAGCGAGUGCUAGGAAGGAAGACAGAAGGAGGACGGCGGUGACUCGGCUGAGGGGCGGCGAUGUGCUGGCAACAGGGGCCCCUCAGCGGAGCGUGGCCGUGGUCCCCACUCCCUGGAGCUGAUGUGAGCGGCGCGGCCCGGCUGAGGAGCUGUGCACCUCAGCACUGCCGGGCUGAAGGACGCGCCGCGCAGGCGCACGGGGAACCAGAGCUUUACAAACUCAGAGAGAAUAUUUAUACGCGGUUAUUUCCCAUUUCUUCUGGGAAAACUUUUUCUAGUACAGGUUUUGUAAGGCAGACCAGAAGGAUGUCAUUUUGUAAAAAAAAUAAUAAAAGAAUAACAACAACAACAAGAAAUCCUGCCCAGAGUUGGCAAGGCGGGGGCUGCAGGACCCCCCAAAGACUGUGCAGCAUGGUUUGCCCCAGGGCCGUGCCCGUGUCCCCGUGUCCCCUUGUCCCCUCCUUGCUGUCAGCAGAUGACUCAGAGCACAGAGGGUGGUUUCCCCCAUUCUGAGGAGGAUCCCCCACGAAUCCACCCCCCACUGCGAGUGCUAAGGAGGUGUCACCAAAACAGAGGCGGCGAGCUCCGAACGCGCCCCGGCCCUGCACAUCAUCCCGCCUGACUUCAUCGCGUGCGCUGCCAGAUGGCUGCGGGGCGGCGGACACACAGCCCGGCCCACCCCGAUAACCUCCUGACGUCACCCUCCUCCUCACUGCAGGGCUGAGGGGCUGCGGGGGGCUCUGCUGGCGCUGAGCCUCCAGCCCUGAUAUGCCUGGGACGAGCGUGGCCAAGUGCAGCCUGCAGCAUGGUUGCAGCCUGCAGCGUGGCCACAGCCCCCUGCCCAGAGGCUGCGACCAUGGCCAGGGCUGGGGUAGCCACGUUGGCCCCCACUCCCGUGUGUGCGCCCCUGGCCACGCUCGUGUGCUGGCUACGGCGGGGGCUUGGGGCCGGCACUCGGUUCCUGCUGCCAAGUGCUUUCUGUUCCAACCUCUGGUUUUAAUCGUUUUCCAAUCCUUUAUCUUUCGGGCUGGAAUUUUCCAGGUUGGGUCCCUGCCCACAGAGGUAUGUUUUAUUUGGAGAAAGUGAGCAAAGCAGGCUGAAAUGCUGCCACGGCCGGCUGCCGAGAGGGCUGCGGAGCUGGGAACCCCUCCUCAGGUGAGCGCCCUGUAGCCCCCGCCUCGCUGGGCCCCCUGGGUGCACCCAUAGGGCACGGCCCCGACCCGGCCUCGUGUGCUCUGGAUGCAAUUAGGGGCGCGGGGCGGCUGCGGGGCUGUCUGCACCCCCCCGGCUCCCAGGUGGGUUUCCGGCAGGGCUGGCUCCCAUUAGGGCCGGCACAGCGGCGGCGGGGGCCCCUCUCCGGCGCGGGCGGGCAGGCGUGAGGGCCACGCUCGCCCGCUCAAAGGGCCCAUUGUGGUUCUCUCCCCACAGAUUUUUCAAAUUAACAUCCCAAAUUCCUCUGAAAAUUGCUGCUGUGUAAAUAUUUUCACUGCAAGCUUUGUAUAUUUUCCAGCCUUGCAAGGAGAGCAGAAAACUCCCUGGCGGAGCUCAAGCCCCGUGCCGGCGAGUGGUGGGUGCUCCCUGUGUCACCACUGUGGCCCCAGCCAGGACUGGCUAUGGAGCCCCUUCCCUCUGUGCCCCUUUCUUUUCCCUUCCCAUUAUUCCUACGGGCUCCAGGACCCUGCUGGUUUGGCAGCUUUCAGCAGCUCUUAAGCACUGUGCUGGCACAGCGGUGCCACUUGGUCCCCAUCCACCCGUGCCACAGCGUCAUCGUGGUGGCAUACAAGGAUACUGCUGGCACAUGGCACAGCUUUCAUCUUGCACUUUGGGGUUUCAUUCCACAACCCUUCUGCUGCCACCUCCCUGCUUCCUCAGCACAUAGCUGCUGUACCAGGGUCCCCUGGGCACCAUGCUGGGCACUGUGGCUGAGCACAGCCCUGGCAUGUGGGAACACAGCAGCGGCAGCAAAGCAUGCUGCACUGUGGCACUUGGAUCCCGAUACUUGGCACACACUCCUGAACCCACAUGACUGCAGGAGGUCAACUGCACCCAAAAAGUGCUGUUGCAGCCCCAAAAUUGCCCUCACAACCCCAAAUAUGCAGCCUCAAAACCCCCGCAGUUCCCUACACUAAGUGCAGAGUCCCCCCGCCUUCUGCCAGCUCCACUGCAGCUCAGAGCAGAUGAGCACGGCACAUUGUGCGGCGCUGCUAAUUCCUCCGAGCUGAAUCAGCGCAGGGAAUGGAUUGCAAAACCCCCUGACAUGAAACCAAAAAAAAUCCCUUUUGCUGUUCAAGCCCACAGAGUGGUCAUCGAGUGCCCUGGGGACAAAGCACUAAGGCUGGGGCUCAGCAGGCAGUGGGACACAUCAUGGUGCCCCCAACACCUGGCAGCCCAUGCUGGGUAGCCAUGGCUGCAGAAGUGCCCUGGCAGGGCACACGGCUUAACAGGGCCACAGCAGGGGUGCCAGGGUCCCCAACCCCCUGCCCCGGGGUGAGGGAUGUCCACAGGGAGCUGGAGGAGGGUGGCAUGUGUGUCAGUGUCCUGCAGCCCCCGCGUAUUGUGGUGAAGCCUUGGCUGCCAGGAGGAGCUUGUGGAAAGGCAGAAAUAUUGCCGGCUUCCUGGAAAGCUGACGAGGCCAGGGCUGGGGAGCGGCGGUCGCCCGCAGAGGCGGCUGUGGGCCAGCACGAGGCUGGGAUGGGGCUGUGGCCCAUCUGGGAGCGAUUUCGGCAGUGACGGAGCUCACCACACUCCCGCCAGAGCAAGGCACAGGGCUAUUUUUACACGGCGUGAUGAGCGCAGCCGGCUGCGGGGCCACACGGCGUUAACCCCUCCAAGCAGCAGUGGGGACACCUCCAUCACUCCCUGUGCCAGGCGCGGGCACCAGGAGCUGGCAGAAGAGAGAAAAGCCUGGGGGUGAGGGUGGGGGUUAGCAGGUAUGCUCCUGUUUUGGAGGUGGGUAUGGGGACAGAGAUUCAUCCUGCUCAGGGCUCCGCCACUGAGGCAUUGCUGAUGGGGUGGGUGUUGUUGGAAAACCCCAAAAUGCCCCGGAAUCAUAGGAAAUGGCUGCUAGGUGCUGGGAAAAGCCAGCACAUACGGCUCAAUGGCCACGUCAGGACAGGGGGAGGUCCUGCUGGAGCUACUGCAUGGGGAUUUGGAACGGAAAUAACCCAACGGGGGAUGUGUGCACCCCUAGGUUAAGUCCCAUUGCAGCAGGGAGCCUUGAGAAGCUGAGGGUGUGGGGAUCACAUCCAAAUGUGCAUUAACAGUCCCAUCACAGCCAAUGAGUGGGGAAGUGACAGUGUGACACUGGAGGCGUGUGCCUUGGCAUGCAUAAAAGCUGGAGCCCUGCAGCUCGGAGAUGCCGAGUGAGCAAAUCCUCAGUCUGAGCUCUGGAAGGGUGAUGGGCAGUGAACUGAGCCUGUCCGGGUCAGCAUCCCUGGGGGGAACCACCCUGCACAUCUUGCAGCCAAACAAAGCUUGAGCUCUCUAAAACUGCCUUCCUUCCCUGCAUGUGCCGCCCAGCCCUGAGGACUUCACUCCACGCAGGGCCCCGUUGCUUGGCCCUCCCAAAAACUGUCCCUGACCCAGUGCUUUCAUGGCACCUGUGUAGCACAAUGGGAACGUGGUGGCACUGAGGGGUGUGAGGAUAGGCACCGUACAGGGAUGCCAAGCAGAUGGGGCUCCUGGCAGAUGCUCCUGUCUUUAGAACCCAGCUUCCAGCAUUUUUGGGUUUUUGGGGACACUGUGCAGACCUGGUGGUGCAGCACAACAAGGCACCACUGUUCUCAUUGCCGCCGCUGUGUGGAGAUGGCACCAGGCUGUGGGCUGCUGCAUCGGGUCUGGCCACUGACCCCGCAGCUGAGCCCGUAACCCAACCCCACCGGUGCUGGUUACAAUUUAGGGCAACAAUAACCUAUUGAGGCCUAUUCCUGCUGCUCCUUGAUCUAAUUAAAGAGGGCCAGAGGGAAGACAAAACCCGAUUCAAAGGGAGCAACAGGCGGCAUGCUGGGGAUGGCGACAUGGAGUGGGGCUGGGGCCACCCACGCCUCCUGCCACAGGGUUUGGGCUGUGCCAGGUGUUGCUGCCCCAUGCUUUCACAGCAAGGUUUCUGCACUUGCACAGCUCUCACCCACACAGGUGAGAUGGGCACCCCCAAAACACACUUAAAGAUGUAGAAGAAAAACUGGGGUGCCCCUUCCCCAGUGAUGUUGGGCAAGAACACAACUACCCAUAGGGCUCAGUGGGGGCAUGGCAGUGCGUCGGGGCUGGGCCUGCUGCAGCUGUUCUCUAUCUGCUUUGGGGUGCUACUGGGUACGUGAGGCCACACAGGCGAGGGGCCCAAGGCAUGCUGCAUGCUCCCCUUCCUGCCAUCCGGCGUCAGUAAUGAAUGGUAUGAGCUUCCUGCCCGCCCACUGAUUGCUUCCUCAAUGAGCUGCUGUGCGCCGCGCAGCCUGCAUGCUCAACACCGGGCAGUGCUGCUCAAUAGCUGUGUGUGCCCAUGAUGGAGAGCCAGGGCCCGGUGUGCCCGUGUACAAACUCCAUCAUGGACAGUGGUAGGAUGGAGACGGCACAGCAGGGAAAAGAUGGUAGCAACGAGCUGGGGGGCUGGCACCUCUCAGAUGGUGCCUGAGAGCAGCUCCUCCACACCCGGCCCCGAGGUGGCCGCAUCCCCAGCUGCGGUGGGGAUGGGCUGUGUGUCUGUACUACAAACACCUCCCUCUGCUCACUGCUCCCCAGAGCCAGGCCCCGUGUGCUCCCGGCCCCUCUUUGCCGCCGCCUUAUCAGCACCGACUGCCAUGCAGCUGCAGCCUCACGAAGCCACGGGCUGACACACCAUGCGCUGCCUGCCAGCCACAUUCCUGGCGGCCGAUAAAGCCGGCAGCCAAAAUAACUGCAGCCUGCGCAAACAGGACUGAGUGCGGCCCCAUGUCUGGAUCCAAUUUAGAUGGGCUGGCUCACCCCAGCUGAGUCUCUGUGUGCACAGGGGCCGAGCAAUGGUGGGCUUUGGGGUGAUUCCUGCAGGCACUGCACAGCUGUGGGGUUGUGCAUAAAGGACUCUGAAGCAUCACACCCAUUAGCUGCGUGCCACGUGCGUGGAUCCCCUGGAGGAGGUUCACUCUGGGCGCUAAUGGCACACAGGGAGGUGGCUGCAGCCACAGCCCGGGAGCACCCUGCUAGCACUGGGGAGGGAGUGUUUUCCCCUGCAGCAGUCUCACUCUUUUGGAGGCACAGCCAGCUGAGGCUGCCUCUGCCUAUUGUCCCAGUGUAACCAGCAAGCCCCGAGCCCUUGAAGCUUGCAGAAGAUGAGCGAUUCUUUGAAGCCUCCUGCUCUGCCACCUCUGGCUUCUCCCUGGCCACCAUGCUAGGCUGACCUUCCCAGCAGGGACAUGCCAGCACUUUCACACCACAGCAGCGAGCAUUCCUCUCCCCUCCUGCAAGUCCCAAUUGCUGUCUAGGGGCUGAUUGACAUCUCAUGUGGGGACACAGUAGGGCAGCCAAGUGCUGCUUCUGCUGUCACAGCUCACUCAGCUCCUUGCCAGAGGCCAUGUACCAGCACCCAGCUGCUCCAAUCACCUAGCCUGCUCCAUCACUCUGGUCUGUGAUGGAGCCAGCUCUCUGUGCUGUGAAGGUCCCAGUGUCCCUGCUGCUUUGCCAGCGGCUCUGGGGAGAGCCAGAGGCUUCCAGCACAGCACAGCAAGGGCCUUGCCCCAAGCCUCCAUCACUCUGGCGGGAUGAAGACACUACCUUCUCCUCCACCUGCCCCUUUGAGUAGCUCCCAUCUUCCUAUGUGCACCAUAGCCAGCUUGCAGGGGUACAUGGGAGCAAUGAGGCCAGCCCGAACUGGGGCAUUUGUCACCCUGACAGCCCGGGUGGUGCCACAAAGACAGAAGACAUCAUCAUCACACCUUGAAAAGAAGCGCUGACCCCUUACAGCCCUGAGAGCCAUUGUACCACUUCCCAAAGGGAUGCCCUGAAGGCAGCCCUUGUCACUGGGCAGCCCCUGAGCUGCUGCACAAAGUGUCUAGCCCAUCACAAGCAAAGGGCGGGGGCCAAGCUGUGCCAAAGGAGUUCACCCGCAUGCAGUACUGUGUCAGAGUCCUGGCUGUUCUCAAGCAACAUAUGCCACCCACAGCACACGCAGUCACUGCCAGCACUGCUGUUGCCUGUCACAGUGCUGCUGAGGACACAGACGUACUGUCCCUGACACUGCCAUCUCUCACCCAUCCCAAGUGAUUGGUGCCAGGGACAUGGCCGUUCCAUCCCCAGCCUGGCCCCUGGUUUUCUGGUUAAAUGCUGCUGAUGCCAGGGGCCACUCACCAGCUCCUGUUGUGCUCACUGCAGGUCCCCAAGCACUGGAGCACAUCCCCGCUCAGCACUGCUGUGCUGCUCCGCGUCCCCCCUCUGUCACCCCAUGUUAA